AUGAAUUAGCCAUGAUAGAAAUUGUAUUAUGUACUUGGGCUGAGCCUGUCUUCCCCAGUCCCUCUCGGCUCUCGCACAAAGCACAAUCUGGAUUCUGGAGUGACCUGUGUCUAUGAUACAGGAAAAUAUCGUGAUUGAGUGGGGCCAGAGGAGCUGGGUCGACCUGUUCCAGAGGGGCCACCUGCCGGCGCGGAUAAACGGAGUUUCUGUUGCGGAAUGCCGCAUCAGUCUGUUGAGAGGCGAGGGAAGAGCAACCAGUCAACCGCCACCGCCGCCGCCGCCGCCAUCGGCCAUCGGCCAUCGCUACGUUCUAUAUAGAUCGAGUCAGAGAGAAUAGAACAGCAGAGACAGAGAGACUAUCAGUAUCAGAGAUAUACGGAGGAAAGAGCCGGAGGAGAUCUAGCCACGAUGCCGAUGGGGCGCGUUCUGGCCAUGCUCCUGCUCCUCGCGGCGCGCGCGGGCGUCCCGUGCGCCACCGCCGGCGUCACGAGCCCGUACCGGAGGAGCCUGCAGAUGCUCCCCGACAUGCCGCUCGACGCCGACGUGUUCCGCCCGCCGCCGGGGUUCAACGCGCCGGAGCAGGUGCACAUCACGCUGGGAGACCAGACGGGGCGCGCCAUGAUCGUGUCGUGGGUGACCCCCGAGCACGCCGGCAGCAACGUCGUGCGCUACGGGCUCUCCGCCCACCACCUCACGUUCACUGCCGAGGGCACCGUCCAGCGCUACACCUUCGGGCCGUCGUACAAGUCGGGGUACAUCCACCACGCCACCCUCACGGACCUCGAGUACGGCACCAGGUACCUGUACCGCAUCGGCUUCGGCUACGCCGUCAGGACCUUCUCCUUCAAGACGCCUCCCAAGCCUGGCCCCGAUGUGCCCUUCAAGUUCGGCUUGAUUGGUGAUCUCGGGCAGACGUACCACUCGAACGACACGCUGACGCACUACGAGGCGUCCAACGCCGACGCGGUGCUCUUCAUCGGCGACCUGUCGUACGCCGACAACUACCCGCAGCACGACAACAACCGGUGGGAUUCGUGGGGCCGCUUCACCGAGAGGGUGGUGGCGUACCAGCCGUGGAUCUGGACCACGGGGAACCACGAGCUCGACUUCGUCCCGGAGAUUGGCGAGACGGAGCCCUUCAAGCCGUUCCGGAACCGGUACCCGACGCCGUUCGCGGCUUCCGGGAGCACGCAGCCGCACUGGUACUCGGUGAGGAUGGCCUCGGCGCACGUCAUCGUGCUGUCGUCCUACUCGGCGUACGGCAAGUACACGCCGCAGUGGGCGUGGCUCAAGGCGGAGCUGGCGCGCGUCGACCGCUCCGUGACGCCGUGGCUGGUCGUGUGCGUGCACUCGCCGUGGUACAACAGCAACGACUACCACUACAUGGAGGGCGAGACGAUGCGGGUGCAGUUCGAGCAGUGGCUCGUCGACGCCAGGGCCGACCUGGUGCUGGCCGGCCACGUGCACUCGUACGAGCGCACCCACCGCGUGUCCAACGUCGCCUACGACGUCGCCAACGGCAAGGCCACGCCCGUGCUCAACGGCUCGGCGCCGGCGUACGUGAACAUCGGCGACGGCGGCAACAUCGAGGGCCUCGCCGACAAGUUCCGGUGGCCGCAGCCGGACUACUCGGCGUUCCGGGAGGCGAGCUUCGGGCACGCCACGCUGGAGAUCAUGAACAGGACGCACGCCUUGUACCAGUGGCACCGCAACGACGACGGCGUCAAGGUCGUCGCCGACGAGGCGUGGUUCACCAACCGGCAUUUCCUGCCCACCGACACCAACUAAUAUAAUCGCUCUCGAUCGAUCCUAACCGGUGGUUUCAUCGGCAAGGUUAUUGGUAUAGAAGAGUGUUGCAAUGUAUUUUUGGAUUAUUAGUCGGAGGAACUAGCUUGUGAGAUUAGAGAAUCAGAGGUAGAGAGUUCUUAAAAUUCGAUGAACAUUGCCCAUUUCUUGUAGCCCUUAUUAAUAAUUAAUAAUCCAUUGUUGGUAGAGUCUGCAUAAGGCCUCGACUACAUGCAAACUCAA
Messenger RNA from Setaria italica (foxtail millet), 2028 nucleotides. RefSeq names its product purple acid phosphatase 2. Bases 409 to 1788 code for a protein of 459 amino acids. Lineage: Eukaryota; Viridiplantae; Streptophyta; Magnoliopsida; Poales; Poaceae. The transcript has 2 exons. Gene Ontology annotation, molecular function: metal ion binding; protein binding; acid phosphatase activity. The record is from RefSeq and is a predicted model, not a curated record.